This is a messenger RNA of Danio rerio (zebrafish), 2309 nucleotides long. The record is from RefSeq and is a predicted model, not a curated record. Lineage: Eukaryota; Metazoa; Chordata; Actinopteri; Cypriniformes; Danionidae.
CACGUGACACAAGAGUACUGUCAUGUGACUGACACGAACGCCGUGCAGUGGCAUUAGCGAGCUCUGGUUAGCAAAACGAUACAGAGUUUAGCACUUUAGAGACAGUUCACUUAUGAUUAUCAGUAAAGUCUUGGGUUGCGUCAUAAAACAUCUUUUUGAUAGUUCUGAUGCAUUAAACGGCUUCAAAAAAGUGUCAGUGUUGUCUGAGCUAGGCCUCGGUUGUUCAGUAACGAUUAACUGCUCUGCAAAGGAAACUAUGGAGAGACUUAAAAUACAGACAAUGUUAAACACCUCUUGGGAUUAAUCUGACAUUUUUUGGGGACCGACACCACGGCGAUUCAUGUCGCUUACUAAAAAGCUUAAUCUGGAUUUUCAGAAUGAACGGCGCACAGCAAAAUGACCUUAAAAGACAAAACCUGUUAGAGAGACUUCUUGAUGCGGUUAAACAGUGCCAAAUUCGCUUUGGUGGCAGGAAGGAGAUCGCUUCAGAUUCUGAUAGCAGGGUCAUAUGCCUGUGUGCCCAGUUUGAAGCGGUACUUCAGCACGGCUUGAGGAAGAGUCGAGGUUUAGCCCUCACAGCAGCUGCCAUUAAACAUGUUGCAGGAUUUAGCAGUAAAACCGAAGCAGAGCUGACGUUCUGGUUUUAUGUGAAAGAUCACCUGAACCGUCAUGAGCUGCAGCGCUUCUACUCUCUGCGGAAUAUCACAUCUGAGCAGGGCCGCGGUCGAGCAUGGCUUCGCUGUGCACUGAACGAACACUCGCUGGAGCGUUAUCUUCACAUGCUGCUGGCAGAUCGAGCCCGCCUUAGUGCCUUCUAUGAAGACUGGGCAUUUGUCCUGGACGAGGAGAGAGCCAGUAUGUUGCCCACAAUGGCUGCAGGGCUCAAUUCCAUCCUGUUUGCAAUUAACAUCGACAACACAGACCUAAAUGGCCAGGUCCGCGGAGGAUCAUCUGUGUCCCACCUGUUAAAGGAGUCCACACAGGGGAUGAGCAGUCUGUGGAAAGAGUCUACUCAAGGUGUCAGCACGUUACUGCGGGAAAUCGGUACUGCCACUGCUGUGGUUCCUGGUUUCAUCCCUCGCUCAGAUGCUCCUUCAGACCCCCUGCCUGUCCUGCCCCGCAGCACUUCUGCAGAUUCCGGCUUAAGAAAAGAGCGCAGACGUAAAAAGAAGAUCACGAACAUUAUCUCCUUUGACGAUGACCUGGAUGCGGGUGCGGAAGACGAGGACGAGGCUGGUGAGGACGUUGUGAGGAGUCUUAGGAAGAGUGCUGUGGGUCAUGUGAGCUCUGAGGAGGCUCUGGACCCUCCGCACUCCACCUCUCCUGUUCAUAACGGCCUGACUGAGCCUGGGAUUGUGAGCUGGGCUGAAACACCCCCGCAGAAUGGGCUUUUGCCUGAUACCAAGAGCAUUGACAAUGAAGAGGAGGAUGAGGACGAUAUAUAUAGAAAGAACAGGCCAGAGCUCCCAGAAGAGGAUCAUGGGAAUGGGGAGACGAUGAUUGUGGGGAGUUUAUCCAGUGUCUCCAUGUGGAGUCCAAGGCAAAUCAUCACUGAAAAUGACAACGACAACUCACACAUUCUCAUCCCUCUGCCCCCCAGUGACCCCUACACACAACAAGCUGCUAGUUCAGUUGAGAAUGUGGAAUUUCAUGGACAGAAGGAGAGCUCAAGUCCACCGACUGACAGUGAAAAACAAAGCCAACUCCAAUUUAGCAUGGAGCCUGACUUACUAGCCCAGGUUGAACCUGUGGUCAGUGUUCCGCCGACCCCCGGCCUUCCUGAGUCCAUGACAGUUGCUGAACUGCGGCAAGCCAUUGUGGCCAUGAUGAACCGAAAAGAUGAACUCACUGAGCAGAACACGUCUCUGCGUGGUCUCCUGGAUGGGGAGAUGGAGCACUCUGCUGGACUCAGACAGGAGGUGGACGGCUUGAAGAAGAGACUGGCCGAGCUUGAGGAGAGACAUGCUGCCAAAGUCCAAGCUCUCAUGAGAGAGAAUGAAGUUCUGAAGGUUCAGCUAAAGAAGUAUGUUGGGGCUGUCCAAAUGCUGAAAAGGGAAGGCAGCCAAGGCGGUGAUGGUAAGACAGUGUUCUCUUACCUUUGCAUGUUUGGCAAACAUGUAGCAACCUCUUGGCAGUUCUUGGUAGUUACAAUUGGUUGUAAUUUUGAACCAGUAGUUCAUCCAAUCUCAUACUCUCCUCUGUGGUGUUGCUCUGAUGACAUAUAUUUUUUUAAAAACUUGACUGUGAUUGGCCAUAAAGGUCAUCAGUUCGCCGAAUCCACCGCUGUUGACUGAGUGUAACCACAGAUA